Girardinichthys multiradiatus is the source of this 822-nucleotide messenger RNA. It is a transcript of the gene tbata, whose product is annotated as thymus, brain and testes associated. NCBI's taxonomy places the organism in Eukaryota, Metazoa, Chordata, Actinopteri, Cyprinodontiformes, Goodeidae. The transcript has 4 exons. The coding region runs from base 90 to 491 and encodes 133 amino acids. The record is from RefSeq and is a predicted model, not a curated record.
CAAAAGCAACACAAAGCGCUGAAUGUCUCUGGAUUCUACAGGAGACUGCUUUUCUAGCUUGAGGCCAAACGUCCAGCUUAAACUUGAAAAUGUCGAGAGCUCAACGUCAAAACUCCAGGGAAACUACAGGAGACAGGAGCAGCAGUCUAAGUAAUCAGGUGCUGUUCACCUCUGAAUUUAGCAAGAUGCUGACGAAAAGCACUCCCCACUUCAGUUGCUUCAGUCAGCACUCAUUCUUCUCCCGUCAUAACCCUGAUCCGCACAGGGUGAGACACAUUCAAGCUCACACCAAGCAAACCAACCUUACACCAAUGAACAACCAGAUAGGAUUGGAGGCGCUGAAGUCCUUGAAGUCCAUGCAGGAGGCCAUGGUCAGCCCUAGGAUUCUCCAAUCCAACUCAAAGAGAAUGCAUAAAAUAAGUUAUUUUCUAAUUUCAAAACAUGGCAUGGUUAUAUACAUUUCCUUGUUUCUGCAGUGCCAUACAGAAUAAUAUAGCUAUGGUCAGAAGAGGUGCAUACCGCCACCUACUGUACAUCAUUGUAUAACACCACCCACUAUAUUCUAUGUUUUAGUUUUGUAUUUCAUAAAAAUAAGAAUAAUGCUUUAUUUAAUAUACUCUUGAUUUCCCCCACUAGCUCUCCUCUGUUCCUAAUAUUCCUUUUAGACUGAAUUAUCUCCCAUUACUUUAUUCCGUCAUCCAAUCCCUGCACUACGUUUACUGGCGGUGAGGAGUGUGACAGCGCAUGCGCAACGCGAAUCUACUAACGCUGUGCUCCACAAACCAGCCUGAGAUCACGUGACGCCAAGUCGCUGAUGUAAAU